This is a messenger RNA of Chroicocephalus ridibundus (black-headed gull), 2626 nucleotides long. It is a transcript of the gene SH2D4A, whose product is annotated as SH2 domain containing 4A. The transcript has 11 exons. The record is from RefSeq and is a predicted model, not a curated record. Lineage: Eukaryota; Metazoa; Chordata; Aves; Charadriiformes; Laridae. Gene Ontology annotation, molecular function: phosphatase binding. The coding region runs from base 340 to 1701 and encodes 453 amino acids. Gene Ontology annotation, cellular component: cytoplasm.
GGCCAAGAGACGAAGCGUGGGGCGGGUUUGGGCGGACACCCCCCGGGGGAGGCAUCGGCGGAGCGCCCGGGACCUCCCCGACCCCGAGCGGUCACGGACAAGGGACGGGCAGACGGAGUCCCCUGGGGGAUGACACAGAACCAGAUCCCUGCCUCGUCGGUACCUCACCUUCACGAAGUCUGUGCUAAAAAAAAAAAAGACAGAAGUAUAAUUACUCUGGCACGCCUGCAUUCCUGCUCCAGGCUCAGGCGGGGAGGGACUCUUUCUUGUUGGAGCCACGAAGAGGAUCUGAUCCGUGGAGAUCAUCGCCACGAACGUGUGUAACUGAAACCUCCAGCCAUGCUGAAACAGAUAUUAUCGGACAUGUACAUCGAUCCUGACCUGCUGGCAGAACUCAGUGAGGAGCAGAAGCAGAUCCUUUUCUUCAAGAUGAGGCAGGAACAGAUCAGACGGUGGGAGGAAAGAGAAGCUGCUGCGGACAAGACUUCAGCGAAGAAGCCACUGACGAGAAAAGCCAACGGGAAGUCGGUGACAUGGAAGCUCGGUGCUGACAACGACGUCUGGGUCUGGGUGAUGGGUGAGCAUCCUUCAGAUAAAUCGUACGCGGCCAUCUGUGAAGAGAUCCAGGCACAAAGGGCAAAGCGGUUAGCAAGAGAGCAAGGCAAGGAGGGCAGAGAGACUGACUUUUCUGUAACACGGUCUCUACAUCCGCAACCAGGAGUCCUGGGAGAGACAGAUCUUCACGGGAACAUAAAAAGCACUGUGGAGGAAAAGAAGGAAGGUGGGAGAAAAACUACUGCUGCUACAACAGGAAAAAGCCAGGACCUCACAAAGAGGGAAACCAGAGAUAUUCACCAGAUGCUGGCAGACUGCCAAGUGAGGAAGCGUGGCUUCCAGCAGACGAAGGAAGCACAGAGGAGAAAUUCAGGAGAAGAGACCACAGUCCCCCAGCAGGCAAUACCACAGAGCCACCCCAGCUUGGAGAACCAGAGGACGCUGCAGAGAUCGGAUGAGAAUGAGCCCGAAUGGCAGGAAUCCUUGCGGAAAUCCAAGGCGGCAGAUGAGAAGAGACGCUCCCUUGCACGGCAGGCCAGGGACGACUACAGGAGGCUUUCACUGCAGGGCAUCCACAGAGGGAAGCAGGCAGAUAUUUCCAAGGGUGCGACAGCAGGAGAUCGGCGACCACUCCAAUAUCCACCUCUCCCUCCCAAGCCUAAACUGCUACCUCCUGUGGUAGCAAAUGGGAGACCGAUUAGGAAAGAGGGAAUCCAGAGGACAAUCUCCAAUUCCACUGAGGAAAGCAUCAUCAAAUGGUUCAAAGAGGAGCAAUUCCCUCUCCGAGCCGGCUAUCAGAAAACCAAGGACACAAUAGCGCCUUGGUUCCACGGUAUCCUAACCUCUAAGAAAGCAGAGGAGCUUCUGAGUAAAACAUUACCAGGGAGUUUUCUGGUCCGGGUCAGUGAGAAAAUCAAAGGCUACGUGCUCUCCUAUCGGUCUGUGGAAGGAUGUAAACACUUCCUCAUUGAUGCCUCAGGUGAUUCCUACAGCUUCCUUGGCGUGGACCAGCUACAACAUUCAACACUGGCUGACCUUGUAGACUACCACAAGGAUGAACCCAUCACUUCUUUGGGGAAGGAGCUGUUGCUUUACCCGUGUGGCCAGGAGGACCAAGAACCAGAUUACAUCCCCCUCUUUGAGUGAACCUCCCGGUCUUGCUGUGCAGCCCCAUGCUUGUAUUCACAAAGACUGAACUUCAAACCAGAGCUGCUGAUGCUUACCCGAAAUGGUUGCCAUAAGUGCCUCUAUUUUAUAUCCUUCACAACAAAGCAGUGGGAGGAUAAGUACUGGUGUGGGCCUGUCCUAUCAACUGAGUUAAAGGAUGCAUCCGCCCAGCAAGCUGCAAAGCACCUGGAUGUAUCCCACACAUGGACUGAAUGAGAUGAUGAAGUAAUCAGUUGAACAGCGAGAUACUGCCACCUAUUUUCAAUGGGGUUUUGCAGAUUUCCUGGGGGACUUCAGUAUUCUAGCUGCCUUUUAUUCUUGAAUGAAAGGUUGUGUGCCAUCUGGGAAAUAGAUUAGUAUCUGCCGUUGAAUGAGAUCAUACCUUCUUGAAGGCACAAAACAACUUGGAGAGGUGAAUCAAUCUUGAUAUAGUAAUUUUCGUAAUGUGAAGCUUAAUCCUGUAAAAUGCUAUGCCCUUGGAAUCAAGGAUGUUCAAGCCAAAUAUCCAAGCAAACCCUGGGUGCCUUUCAGUGAAGGGUGUUCUCUAUGAAGAGGGAUUUUCAUGAAAAGUGCAUUUUUUAAACUCCUUUAGCCUCUGAAUAUAGAUCCUCACUUUUUAACCUGUGUUUAAAUCCCACACUGGCCUUUCUGCAUAGAGAAGGAUUAACCUUUUGAAAUGGAAAGGAGAAGGGAUACAGGAAUUUGUAUGAAAGAUCACCACAUGCACAGAGCCCAAAAAAAUGUAAGAAGCAGUACCUAUAUCAGUAUUAGUACAUUUUACAGAAAAGUGUUUGCCAGUAAAGAAUGCUAUUUUCCAAAUGGAGCUAUUUAUUGCAAGUUGUGUCCAUCUUACUGAAAUGCAUCUGGUGUAAACUUUAACAUGGAAUUUGUUCUUUCAACAUAA